UMUCUAUGUCGUUGCAGAAUAUGGUGUCUGUGAAAACCUACGGAAACUGGAGAUCACGGGAGUGUCCUGUCGAGAUGUUUAUGCCAAACGUAUAAACCCACGAGUGAAGUCGGGGCGUUUUAUGAAAAUCCUUCCCGACUACGAGCACAUGGAGUACAGAGAUGUUUACACCUGCCUGCUGCACCGGUACCGACACAUCUUGGGAUUAUGGCAGCCGGACAUUGGGCCCUACGGGGGACUGCUGAACGUGGUGGUGGAUGGUUUGUUCAUCAUCGGGUGGAUGUAUUUGCCUCCUCAUGACCCCCACGUUGAUGAUCCGAUGAGAUUCAAACCUCUCUUCAGGAUUCACCUCAUGGAGAGGAAAUGUGCCACUGUUGAGUGUAUGUAUGGCCAUAAGGGACCUCACAACGGCCAUAUCCAGAUUGUAAAGAAGGAUGAGUUCUCCACGAAAUGCAACCAGACAGAUCACCAUCGAAUGUCCGGGGGAAGGCAGGAGGAAUUCCGCACGUGGCUGAGGGAAGAGUGGGGUCGGACCCUGGAAGACAUUUUCCAUGAACACAUGCAAGAGCUCAUCUUGAUGAAGUUCAUCUACACCAGCCAAUAUGACAACUGCUUGACAUAUCGACGCAUCUACCUCCCUCCUAGCAGCCCCGAUGACCUUAUAAAGCCAGGUCUCUUCAAAGGAACAUAUGGGAGCCAUGGGCUGGAGAUUGUCAUGCUGAGCUUCCAUGGAAAGAAAGCCAAAGGGACUAAAAUCACCGGAGAUCCCAACAUCCCAGCCGGGCAGCAGACGGUGGAGAUCGACCUGGCCCAUCCUCUUCAGCUCCCUGACGUCGAGAACCUACGUGACUUUAGUGAGCUCUCUCGCAUCGUCCUCGAGGUCCAGGAGCAGGUGCGCCGCGAGGAGCAGGAGGAGGAACAGCGGCAGGAGGAAGAGGAUGGCUCCCAGCAAGCUGCCUCCCAGCCCUCUGCACAGCCCCACGGAGGAGACGGUGCCGUGGGGGAAGAGACUGCGGUUGGAGCUGAAGGGGUGGCCCAGGACAAGACACCAGCUUCCCAGCCCUUCGUGCUGCCCAUGGGAGUCAUAUCGAGGAAUGAAGACUAUCCUAGGACCUGCCGAAUUUGUUUUUAUGGGACGGGGCUUAUUGCCGGCCAUGGCUUCACCAGCCCGGAGCGAACRCCGGGUGUCUUUGUCCUCUUCGAUAACGACCGUUUUGGCUUCAUCUGGUUGGAGCUGAAGUCCUUCAGCCUCUACAGCCGCAUCAAGGUCUCGUUCCAGAACGCCGAAGCGCCUUCCCGGGAGGCUUUUGACGAAAUGCUGAAGAACAUUCAGUUGCUGGCGACUUGACGGGUGAUUUGGGAUGGACAGGGCUAGGGGUGGCAAAGGCCGCUGCACUCCCUGGCYAGGGAUGGGAUGGGAGAUUCCUUGCUCUCAGUACCUCUGAAUAAAAGCAUGCACUUUUUAAAGCCUUUUUACCCCAAAAUGUACACAUCCCUGUUAGAAUAUUCAUGACUGCCUCCUCACGUUUCUCCCUGGCAGUCCUUGUUAUCCAGUCUGUAACAUAGCUUUGUAUGGCUGAAGGGAUCCUGCAGAGGAGGAAGCAGAGCUUUCAUAUUGCAAAAAGGAUAUAUCAGAACAAAAUUAACUCAAGGGCAGAAUUGGAUCAGAAGUUGGACUGGGCUGGUGGAAGCCCUUGGCUCUGUCCACUGGCAGUCUCCCAUGGGAAGAGACCUUCCUCUGGGAGAGGACUCCUUUAAGCUUGUGCUGUGUUCCAGGCCAAUCAGCCCUCCUAGGAGACCUGCAUUUCUCUCCAGAAAACUUGUGAGGCUUCUGCUGCCGACUGGCUGCUCACACUGAUUGUGUCAGAAGUGACAAAGUGUCCUCUUCUCCAGAAGGCCUUCCCUGGGUGCAUCGUUGCCCAGAGGAACUGGUGGAACACCCAUGACUUGACAAAGUUGGAGGAGGAGGUUUCCUUUGAGACCUUCUCACCUUGGGGAAGAUCUGCACAGUAAAUGAUGAUGUGCACGGCCGUGCUCGGGCUUCUGAAGUUCCCAUCCCUGCCUGUCUUCACAGCUUUUAUUGUGACCCUCGCAGGGGUUUUUGCCAUCUUUGGCUUUUGUGUGUUCCCUCCAGCUGUGCGAGAACUGAGAUUUUGAGGUCAUGCCACUUGCAGGACUAAUCCCUGUCUCUUUGCAUAGAGGUUUUUCAAACCACUGGGAGUUUGAAGGUGAUUUGGGACCCUUCUUUCUUCCCUUCCUGCGGCUUUGUCGCUAGUGGAAAACCUGUCAGUGUCAGAGGAGAGGAUCAGAAGGGCUGUUACUGUUCUGGUGAAUGAGCUAUAAAAAGCAAAUUAGUUCUGAGCAACCUGCUGGAUGUGUCAGCAGAGGGAAGAGUUGUCCUGUGUCUCGCCCCAUCAUUCAGGCCUGGCAGAGAUGCUGGGGGAAGGAGGGACAGGGGCAAUUCUCUGAUCAUUGGCUUGAGGGCAGAGAGGUGACCUGAGGCUGAACUUGGGCAGCUGCUGAGAAGCAAAAUGUGCACUUAGAUCUUGUAGGAAGAAAUUUCAAGCUCAAUCGUGCGAUUUUCUGGGUUACCUAAAGACAUUAGGAGUCUGAGUGGCCGGUUUAUUUGGGGACUGCCUGUCAAGCUGCUUUGUAUUGCUCUGUAGCRUGGCCUAAAGGGUGAGAGGGGUCCGCUUGGGCAGCUUUUUCCAUAGCUUGUCCCUAAAACCAGUUCUAUGUCAACUGCAAAUGGAUCUAUAGUUUUAAUUUGUGGCUUCCUUCUUCCUUUCGUGUUCCAGUUGCCCAAAACAGAAAAUCCUAAAGUUUCUCCUAACAAUCUUAGUAGUUCUUGGUUUUCUUUCUUAGSAUAAGAUUGCAAAUGCAGUCUGCAUUGAGUGCACUACAAGCACUUGAUUUGAGUCAUUGUCCCUUAAGGACAGACGCUGCCUCUGAAGUCAGUCUCCUCCCUGUACCUUGCUGUGUCUGGCUGGCCGAACGUGUCAGCCUGAUUCACUAAUGAGUCAAAAAGUGGGUUUUGGAGCCAUAACCUGCUGCUUUSGUUGUCCUCAUGCACAGAGGAAGGCAGCGAUGCUGUGCACAGCAUUGCAGGUCUGCCUAGCCGCUUGUGCAAGAUCCUCUUGGUCGCCUGUUGUGCAUCUGCUGUUGUCCAGGCUGGGGUGGUUCUUGUAGCUUGUCACUUCCCAACCGUGUCCGGCGUCGAGUCCCUGCUGGACACGAGGCCUGGCUGGUGCGGAGAAGGGCUGUGCGGAGGCUGGAUGUGCUGCAGGAGCCUUGCAGAGAUCAGCUUUGCCCUUGCAGAAGCUUCCUUUUAUUUAUAGUGUACCUGAUUGGCCUCAAAAUGUCAGAAUGUACCAGGCCCAAUUAAAGGCCAAGCUGCUGGUACAUUGCGGCUUUAUUCUGUGCAGAGCAAAGACAGCAAAAAUAGCCAAUUCUUAUUAACGYGCCUCCUUUUUCCUCUCACCUUCCCCUCCCGAAAGCCUCGUAGGCUUUUGUGGCAUUUCAGAAGCAAAUUCCCUCCGAUUUGGCUGGCUGAGUGCAGAGAAUUGGCAAGAGGGCAAAGCAAGGGAGACAGGGACACUGAAUACUCUUCCUCCCUUGGGUUUUUUGUUCUGCCUCUCCCUGUGAGCGCUGAUGACCGUGCUGACAGGGCAGGGUUUUGCUGGGCCCGUUCCUGUUUGGUGCAGGCUCUGCCGCCUCCUUGCACAGGAUAUUUUGGUGCACACCCUGCUUGUUUCUUGAACCCCCCUUUGUCACCAUUCUGGGAUGUUCCUCCGAGUCGUGCAUGGGGUUAAUAUGCGCUGGGGUGAGGAACAUCUGACUGCUGCUGCUGUCACCUCGCCCUGUUCACUUUCCAUAGAUAACCUUGGGGACAAUGAGCACAUUUCUUGGUGCCAGGCACGUGGAAAGCACCAGGGAAGAUGGAAAAUAACCCGUCGGUGGUAGGGAAUGCUCUCUUGGCACAAGCGUUUCGAAGUCAAUGAGCCAAGUGCUGCAAUUAGGUCGUGCAGCAUCACUGCCCUAAUAGCUAGCAGAAGACCCAAACGGGGACUUAAUUCUAGC
Messenger RNA from Nothoprocta perdicaria, 4080 nucleotides. It is a transcript of the gene FBXO31, whose product is annotated as F-box protein 31. Bases 122 to 1348 code for a protein of 408 amino acids. The record is from RefSeq and is a predicted model, not a curated record. Lineage: Eukaryota; Metazoa; Chordata; Aves; Tinamiformes; Tinamidae. The transcript is spliced from 9 exons.